Molecule: messenger RNA, 3050 nt
Organism: Gadus chalcogrammus (walleye pollock)
Lineage: Eukaryota; Metazoa; Chordata; Actinopteri; Gadiformes; Gadidae
Gene: ttyh2
Product: tweety family member 2
Exons: 14
Coding region: 1283-2902 (539 amino acids)
Cellular component (GO): plasma membrane
Molecular function (GO): intracellularly calcium-gated chloride channel activity; volume-sensitive chloride channel activity
Source: RefSeq, a predicted model, not a curated record
GGGUGAGGAAGGAUCCCAUUAUUCCACUGUAAAACAUAUCGACAACUUGUCCACAAGAUGUCACUGUUUAGCCGCAGGUGGCCUCCAAAUAAUUUGGAAGGUUAGUUAUUUGGUAGCCUGGUUAAAACCAGACCAAGCUAAUCGUAGAUUGCACGUUGUUCUGGGGAAGCUGCUGUCAUUUUCUUCAGAGGCGCUAUCAACGGCCUUCUUCAGCUGACUACGCGAUUGGCUGCUUGCCGUCGCUUCCCUGUCAUUGUGUUCGACCAGCAAAUAGCGCGCCAAGGGGAAAAGCCAGCUCGGUGAUCGGCGCAAAAACGAAUCUGAAGCAGAAAGAAAUGUGUUGCUCUUCUACAGACCCUUGUGCAGGGCGAACUCAAUUCGCCGGAAGAAAUGGCUGGGCUACCCAGGCUAGUUAUUUGUUAGGCUCUUCUGGUCAAGAGACCUUGGAGCAAGUGCAUUAUCAAUAAAGACAUGCCCUUAAAAGUGACAUUAAUGGUAAAUAAAAGCGCAUCUGAAAACCAACUGUUAAGUGCUACAAUAUAGAAAGGAUAUCGGAGUCUUGAUGGUAAUAAAUUGCAUAUUUAGUGUUAAAUUAUGACAAAUGUGAAACUCACUAUGAAUCUUCAAUGCUGGAGUCACUUACAAGGCCUGUAGAGGAAGUACUAGAAAGCUGCAACUUUAUGCUUGCGUAUUUGUAUAAGUAAGUUUUCGUAUUGGGAGGAUGCAUUAUGGAUUCAAAGUUAUUAUUCCAUAUAACUGCGCUUCUCAUAACCGCCCGCUAGAGGGAAGAAGGAAUAUUCAAAUUCUCCACAAAUAAAUAAUUUAGUAUUCUGUUCGAAUGUUAAACUGCAUCAAAUCCGUUUACUUUAGGAUUGGCAAAAAAUAUCCAUGAACAUUGGUUCUCCGACCCUCGUCACUGGUCCUACCCCAGCCUAUGUUGCGCCUUCCCUCUGGCUGCGGUGUCUGAGCUCCGGACCCUGCUCCGCCAGAGCGACUUUAGUUCGUCCAGCUGGCAGGUGCUUGGGAUCUUUAACCGAGGACAUGGACGUGCACUGAUUUCUGUUUCUUUAUCAAAAACCGCGUUUGGAAUACAUUUUACGCUCCUACUAACCGCUUCUACAUGCAUUUACUUUGCAUUGGACUAUGUUUUAUCCCCAAAAAACAAGGUUUUUCUUUCCUUUGUUUGCAUUGAGACUGUAUAGAGGGAUCAUGGGAGGCUGACUGAACUGCCCGUGUGGUAAAGCCAAUCUCAUUUAUUUAAGAAACUUUUUGGGAGACGAAAAUGUCUUCGGCCCGGGUGGAUUACAUUGCACCUUGGUGGACUUAUUGGCUGCACAAUUUCCCACACAUAAACCUGAGAUUGCAGCCAAUAGACAACAGCUUUAAGCCCGAGGACGAGAGCUACCAGCAGUCGCUGAUCUUCCUGGGCUGCGUGGCGGCGGCCGGCCUGGGCCUCAACCUGCUCUUCCUGGCCAUCUACCUGAGCUGCCUGUGCUGCGCCCGCAGGGACGACGAGGACCCCGGCGACACCAAGAAGAAGGGCUCCUGCUGCGUCACGUGGUCCGCCGUCAGCGCCGGCCUCAUCAGCUGCAUGGCGGUAGGUGUGGGUUUCUAUGGCAACAGUGAGACUAACGACGGAGUGUACCAGCUGACUUACUCCAUGUACAACGCCAACCACACCCUGGGAGGGGUCGAUAGUCUGGUGUCGACCACCAUGGGCAGCAUGCAGCGGGGGCUGCAGCAGCACCUGGCCCGGCUGGACGAGAUCUUCGCCACGCGCGGCGACUACGUUCAGACGCUGCAGUUCAUGCAGCAGAUGGCGGACAGCGUGAUCAAACAGCUGCUGGGCCUGCCGGACUGGAUGGAGGCGGAGGUGGACCUGGCCUCGGUGGCGGACAAGACCGCCGACAUAGAGUACUACAGGUGGUUGACCUACCUGCUGGUCCUGAUCCUCAACCUGGUGAUCUGUCUGCUGUCCUGUCUGGGUCUGGCCAAGCAGUCCCGCUGGCUCCUUACUACGAUGAUGGUGUGUGGCGUGCUGACCCUGAUCCUAAGCUGGGCAUCCCUCGGCGCAGAUCUGGCCACCGCUGUGGGAACCAGUGACUUCUGCGUGGCCCCUGACCGCUACCUACUGAGCCAGACCAAGGGGAUCAGUGCCGAAAUCCUGCACUAUUAUGUGUACUGCAACCAGACUCUUUCCAACCCCUUCCAGAAGUCUCUGACGGUGUUUCAGAGAUCUCUGACCACCAUGCAGAUCCAGAUCCAGGGCCUGCUGCAGUUUGCUGUUCCCCUCUUCCCCUCUGCAGAGGGCGACCUCCAGGGCAUCCAGAACCUGCUCAACUCCUCGGAGGCUAGCCUGCACCAGCUGACCGCCCUGCUGGACUGCAGGGGGCUCAACAAGGACUACCUGGAUGCGCUGGUGGGCGUGUGCUACGACGGCGUGGAGGGCCUCCUGUACCUGUCUCUCUUCUCCAUGAUGGCCGCCUGCUCCUUCUGCAUCAUGCUGUGUGCCAUUCCGCGGGCCUGGAGACAGAUCGCCGCCAGGGAGCGGGACUACGACGACAUGGACGACGAGGACCCCUUCAACCCACGGGCCCGCCGGGCCGGCCACGCCCCCCACCCCGCCCACCCCAACAUGCACAGCUUCUGCAGCUACAGCAGCAGCAUGGGCAGCCAGAGCAGCCUGCACCCCCCCGCCCUGCCCACCGCCCUCUCCAACGCCCCUGUCGCCCCCGACUACAUGAACCAGGUAGCUCUGUUUGGGGGGAACCCGCGCUACGAGAACGUGCCUCUGAUUGGUCGAGGCUCACCGCCCCCCUCGUACUCCCCCAGCAUGAGGGCUACCUAUCUCUCCAUGACCGAGGAACAGAGUAGACACUUUGGGAAUGACUUCCGGGCAUAGACUGUGCGUCCUCCUCCUCCUCCUCCUGCUCCUCCUCCUCCACCAAUUUCCCAGUGCCUCCUCCUGCCUGCCUGCUUCGUGCCCCCUCCCCAACACAGAGACUCCUCAGCAUGGGACCCCCCCAAAGCAGACAACGUUGUGUCCCCCU